Dothidotthia symphoricarpi CBS 119687 is the source of this 2844-nucleotide messenger RNA. RefSeq lists its product as uncharacterized. The record is from RefSeq and is a predicted model, not a curated record. Bases 423 to 2459 code for a protein of 678 amino acids. NCBI's taxonomy places the organism in Eukaryota, Fungi, Ascomycota, Dothideomycetes, Pleosporales, Dothidotthiaceae. The transcript is spliced from 3 exons.
GCUCGUUCGACGGCCAGCUCACUCUUGUCCUCACCUGCUGCUUGCACCUUGUAGCGUGUCGAGCGUAUCGAGUUGCCUCACAUUUUGUCCCUGACGACCAAUCGUUUCAGCAUCGUACCUUGGUUACCCGUGCACGCUUGUUCGCUGGAUUCCGGGACCACUGCGCUAUGACAGUCUGACCUACUUGCCUGACGGUCUUCCGAGCGAGUCCUUUGUUCGCUCCUCCGUCACCCUCGAGCCUCCAACGCCUGACCAAACAGCAGAAGCUCCUGUGACGGGCCUCUGCCUCAGCGCGUCUGCACUGCCUGCUCUCCGCUAGUGCCUGGGUGCUCUCUCCAUGCAUUGCUGCCGUUAACGACAUCUGGGUGCGAGUACACGCCUCGUUCCGCCUCUUUUCUGGAUAGGUCGCCAUCACGCUCAUCAUGGCGAGCACACAGCUGCCCCCCAGGGGCAUUGCUCUCGUUGGAGCUCCGGAUAGCGACAUCGGUUCCAAGGAUGCCAGCUCGACGCCCGUGCAGGCCAUGCAGGUAGAAAUGACCCAGGACAUGGUCGACGAGCUCGUCGAGAGCGUAAGGAGUGGGAAGUUGGCGCAGAUAUCCUUCGGCCGGACUCCUCAACUCAAAUACGGCGACAAGACCCACGUACUGCAGAGCAGCGCAGAGACACACAGAUGCGAGCUAUACAAGUCCAGCGGCGCUGGCAGCGGCAACGACCUCGAAUUCGCAGGCCUAGUCAACCACAGUUUGACCGUACAGAAGGCGGAGGAUGUCACGGCAGGCGUCGACUCGGCAUUGGAGCAGCUCAGAUACAACAUGGCUGCGAUCUCGGAGGUUAGGGAAGCCAACAAGACUAUCGUUGGCGACGCCACUUCCAGCCGCGCCUCUGCCCAUCGUCGCUUCCCUUCGUCGGGCUUCAAGCAUCUCGCCCCUUCCCGAGUCGGGUCGCCACUGCUGAAUACGCCUUCCUCGCCCAUGCACAAGCGCCCACCUACCUCGCAGCCCGGUGGUACACACGAAGCGAUCCUCGCCGCCCUUCGCGUUCCCAUCAUCCACCUCCUCGCCAAGCAACCCGCCGCAGAAGCCUCUCUCGCCGCGUCGUGCCGCACAUCCACCGCCAAUGUGCGCGAUCUCCUGCCCAAGAUCGCCAAACGCUCCUCUCAGGAUGCAGACAAGUGGCAGCUCACAGACAAGUCCUUCCGCGACAUCAACCCCUGGAAGUUUCCUUACAGCUCCGAAGAUCGUGACGAGGCAAUCGAAAGCGCAAUCAAAGCGUUUGACCGUCUGCGCCUAGCAAAAGAUGACAAGCUUUGGCAGAUCCUGCUGCCACGUGAGGAGCGAGGCCAGGGUAAAUGUCUCUCGCGCUCCAAGGUGAAGGCGGUGGAGGCCAAGCCUAAAUCCUCUACACCAAUGCAAAAGAUAUCAGACCUUACCAAAAAGAAGCCUGUCGCGAAGAAGUCCGACGACAAGGUCAUCGAGAGGAAAAUGAAGACGGCGAAAGACUCCGAAAUCAAGCCGGCCAAGACGGUGAAGGCGAAGAUCGUCAGGGAAUUGCCAACGGUGAAGGAGGUGAAGGACGAACCCUCCAAAGUGUCGACACCUCUCCCAGCCACCUCUUCGGCUACCAAACCUGUCGCACCUUCUCACCGCAACACGCCGUCCCUCGACAAUUCCAAAAUUCGCACCAAGAAGGCACCUGCUACUGACAACAGCUCUGCUCCACGAGCGAGGCCCAAGAUGUCGUCACGAGAUGUCAACCGAAACCACCCAGCAAGACCGGCUAGGCCAGUGAUGCCCAUCAAUACCAAGCCAAAGAACCCCUCGCCUCUCUCAGCAUCACCGCCAGUUAAUGCGAGCGACUUCGAAGACAGCCACCCUGUCCAUAAGGCACUCGCUGCCGCUCCUUCACCCGCCAACAUGUCUUCUGGCAACUCGGACCGUUCGCUAAAGCGCAAGGCAAACGACAUCGGCAGCGACAUCCACAACCACACUCUGGCGGUGAAGAAGCCUCACCACGACCGCUCCACGUCAAACCAGCCACCCUCCAACAGCAAUGGCAGGCUCAAUGGCUCCACCCCUACAGGCAGCAGCGCUCUCAAGCGCAAGUCCAACGAGUCGUCCUCCUCCAACACGCCUACCAACGUCUCGAAAAUCCGCAAGGUCAACAACAUCGACACAGGCCUUGCCUCACGCUACCACCAUAACAACUCUCAGGCCUCACCAGGCGCGUCAUCCACAUCCACGACCUCGCCUACGACAAGCCUGAGUUUCCGGCAGACGGUGGAGCUGUCCCAGAAGUUUCAGAAAUACUACAAGAAGUACGAGGAGUUGUACUGGCAGUUGACCGAAGCGGAGAAGCCGCCAACUGAGAUGCAGAGGAGCAAUCUGCUCAAGAUGCACAAGCAGCUAGACGAGAUGAAGAAGGAGAUCAAGGCUGGUGCUGGUGGGAUGCAUCAUCGAUGAAUCAUGGACGAUCCUCUCAGGGCUUCACUAUCACGCAUACAUCACUUCGCACCAUGACCGCGACUACGACAAAACAAUUUGCAUAUAUACCCACGGCCCACAAGAGAACGGCAGUCUGCAUACCAAAAUGGCGUUGGGAGGGAUCUCUGUACUCAUUUCUCGGAGGCAUUGUAUGGCUUCGGCUGUUUAGAACUUUCUUCAACUUGCAUGGGGAUACUUGAGGUGCAUUUGGAAUUGGCGUUCAUGUUCUGGACUUUCCCCACUUAAUGACUCUACUGCGAAGGUCGCUGUGCUUUCCUAUGAACGAUACCUAUUGGAUACUUAGACUGAGUCGAGCCGGCGUCUUUAUACCCCCGCAGCUAUUAUACGUUGCUACAAUAAAAGC